This is a messenger RNA of Suillus plorans, 432 nucleotides long. RefSeq lists its product as uncharacterized. The record is from RefSeq and is a predicted model, not a curated record. The transcript has 2 exons. Lineage: Eukaryota; Fungi; Basidiomycota; Agaricomycetes; Boletales; Suillaceae. Bases 1 to 432 code for a protein of 143 amino acids.
AUGCUCGUGGAAGAUGAUUUUCCGGUAUGCGGCGAGUGGGGAUGGCGAGGCAUCCUCGGCGUGAUGAAUGAACUCCAACAUGGUGGAAAAUAUGGAGGAUUUGUUGGAACCGGUGGCAGUGGCCUGAUAAUCCACCGCAGCCUGUUGCCCAUUCUCUCACACAUAAUGCGUAUACAUGCUCUCCAGCACUCCCCAAUCCCCCCCUCUGUGCGGUAUCGGCCUGCAGACAUCAUCAUACAAGAUUGCCUUGUGGGAAGGGACUUGUUAUGUCCGCGUAACUCGACAUUGGUCAUCACUUCUCGUCUCGUCAUGGAUCAUAUAGGCGGGAGUGCUAGCACCAUGAAAGGCCGCGUGUAUUCUGCAGACAUGUGGAAAUGUGGUUGGAGGCAUCCGCUUCAUGGCUUUACACAAGUCGAUGUUGUACCGGUUUGA